UCAUCCUUGCGCAGAGCCCGAGUACUACCUUGCGCUCCAGCCACCUCCUCUUGAAUACGAAUCCGCAUUGUCGAAUCCUAAGCUGUGAAAAAGCAGAAACAUAUGGCAGAUCUAGACUGUAGAGGGAGACGGGUCCUUUGAGGGCAUUCUUGCCACGAUGUCCCAGUCAUUUUCUCAGCCAUACCCCUCUGCCCCUGCUGCUCUUCGGAAGCUAUCGCCGGAAUUCGGAAAUGACCUGCUAUCGCGCACGGAUACGCUUAUCUCGAGAAUCCGGCCAACUACGCUCUCGCUCCAACGUCGAUUUGUUAUCACUGAGCACGUCACGCAGCUUGUGAAGCGCUGCUUCGCACCGCACGAUGUGACGGCGGUUCCUUUCGGCUCCGUGCCGCUAAAAACCUAUCUGCCCGAUGGAGACAUCGACCUGUCCAUCUACAGCUACAGCAGCCGCGCGCAGUCGCUCAAAGACCAGCUGCGGGAUACGUGGGCCACGACCCUGCAGCUGUGUCUCGAGGACGAGGCCAACAACCCACACGCCGCCUUCAAGGUGGCAAACGUGCAGGUCAUCCAUGCGGAGGUCAAGCUGCUCAAGUGCCUGGUGGACAACAUCGUGGUGGACAUCUCGUUCUUCCAGAUCGGCGGCCUCAACACCUACAACUUCCUGGAGGACGUGGACGCGUUCGUGGACAAGGCCAUCACCGCUCGCAAGCACUUGUUCAAGGACAGCAUCAUACUGGUCAAGGGCUGGUGCUACUACGAGAGCCGCGUGCUGGGCGCGCACCACGGCCUCAUCUCCACCUACGCGCUGGAGACGCUGGUGCUGUACGUCAUCAACCUCUACCACCGCGAGCUCAGCAACCCACUGCAGGUUCUGUACAAGUUCCUGGUGGAGUGCAGCGGCUUUGACUGGGAGCGCUACUGCCUCACGCUGCAGGGCCCCAUACCGCUGGCCAGCUUCCCCAACCCCGUCGUGGAGACGCCGGAGCCGCUGCAGCGCGAGCCGCUGCUGACGGAGCACUUCAUGACGCGGGCCUACAACAAGUACACGGCGCCGCAGGUGGCGGCCAUGGGCGGCGAGGUGAAGCCGUUCGCCAUCAAGCAGCUCAACGUGAUGGACCCCAUCCUGCCCAACAACAACCUGGGCCGCUCCGUGUCCAAGGCCUCCUACCUGCGCAUCCGCCGCGCAUUCGAGCACGGCGCGCGCAUGCUGGCGGCCAUUGCGGAGCAGACCAAGGAGCUGGGGGCGGUGGUGGCGUCACGAAAUUUUGACAACUUUUUUGGCAAGGUGUGGAACGCGCAGCGGCCCAACCGCAAGCCGCUGGCGGCCACUGGGGUUGUGGACCAGCUCAACGGCGGCGCCGUGAUGGGAGCCCCGGGGCUGCACCACCCCGUGGCGGUGCGGCCCAUGCCGCAGCCCUUCCCGCACAUGCCGGCGCCGCCGCCGCCCAGCAUCUCUGCGCCGCCCAUCGCGGGCGGUGGGGCUUCCAGUGCACCGAGUGGCGGCGGUGCCGGCAGCAGUUUGCGUGGUGGCGGCGGCGCAGCAGCGGCGGCGCUUCCGCAAGUGGUGUUUGGGAAUGUGGCGGGUGACCUUCAUGUGGGUCGGCGGCAGGAGGCGCCGGCACAGGGGCAGGGCCAGGGGCACAGCGGGUCGGGCCGUGGCGCCAACGCCGCGGCGGCAGCGGCAGCCGCCGCUGCUGCUGCUGCGGCCGCGGCCGUCGCCUCGUCAGCCGGAGCUGCGGGUGCGGCGCCAUUGCCGGCAGCGGCGCCAGCGCUCGCGCCGCCGGCGUCUCUAAAUGCAACGGCACAAUGGGUGGUGUUGGGUGCGCCGGCCGAGGGCCCGACGCUGGCGGCAGCGGCGCAGGAGACGGAAUCGUUGUUGCGCAGCGGCUCGGCCGCCAACGCCAUCAUUGCGCUCAGCCAGCUAGCAAGUGGCUCCGCCACCGCUGCGGGCGCCUCGGCCGCCAAUUUGGCGUCGACGAUGUCGGCGGCCGCUGACAACCUGGCCGCGGCGUCGGCCGCCGCGGCGGCCGCCACCAGCGGCGCGGAGUUGCAGAUCCGGCAACACAUGCUCGCACACGCUCUGCAGCAAGCGAUGCCGCUGGUCCAUGGCCAGGGAACGCCGCUGUUGGCGCAUGGCAGCGGCCAGGCUCCCGCGCCUGCCGCGCCGGCGGCCGGCCUAGUCUUCCAGCAAAUGCUGGGCUGGGGGCAGCAGCUGCUCGCAGCCACCGCCGCGGCGCCCAUGGGCGCGGCGGCGGCGGCGCCGCAGCUGCCGGUGGCGGCGCCGGGCGGUGCGGCGGUGCCGGUACCGGGGCUAGGUGCUGUGGCGCUCGGCCCGCUGGUGUCACAGUCGUCCGGGGAUAUGGGCAAGAUGUCGCGGGUCAUGUCGGCGCCGGUGAUGCAGGCGCCGGGCGGGCCGGUGCUGUCGCCCACGGCGGCGGCCGCCGCCGCCGCCAUCAGCCUGGGCGGGCGGCGCGAGCAGCCGCGCCAGGCUGCGGAGGUGAAGGUGGAGCCGGCGGACAGCGGCAAGGAGCGCGUGCUGCCGGUUGCGCAGGGUGGCGAGGCCGGAGCGGACGGCGAAGGCGGCGCAGCGAUGGGGCAGGGCCCAUCGGACGUGUCGGAGGACGCCGCCGCGUCGUCGGAGGGGCUCACCGCGACGCCGAGCAGCGCCGCCGCGGCGGCGCUGCGCUCCCGCGGUGCGCUGGAGAGCGAGGACCCCUCGCCUGCGCCUCCGGCGCGUGGCGGCGCCGCCGGCGUCGAGGACGAGGAUGAGCAGGAGGCCGACCGGAGCCCAUCGCAGCCGGCGUCGGAGUCGCCGCAGGUUACCGUUGGGCCCACUGCCGCGGCCGCGGCGACGGUGGAGUCGCCGGGCGCGGGAUUGCCGCCGGUGGUGGCGACGCUGCCGAGCGCGGUGCCGGUGACGGUGGCGGAGGGCGCCGACUUCAUGGGCGCCUCGUCGCCGCGCAUGCAGUUGCCGUACGCGCUGCCGGUGGUGCUGUCGGAGGAGGUGGAGCAGCAGCUCAUGAGCGGCAGCAGGCAGCACCAGCUGCAGCAGCAGCAGCAGCAGCAGCAGCAGCAGGAGUCGAUGCCGCUCCCGAAUGCGCUGCCGACGGCGGUGGCGGCAGUGGCCGCGGGGUCGGCGCCGGCGCUGCCGGCCGCCGUCGCCGCGGAGGUGCCCGCCGCCUCGCUAGUCGCCACGCAGCCGCCUCCGCCGCCGCCGCCGCCCUCCGCUGGGGCAGCGCUGCCGGCCGCGCGGAACUCGCCAGCUGGGCCGCCGGCCGGCCGCGGCAUGCAGCGGGGCGCGCCUGGCGCCGGCGCGGGGGGCGCUCCCGCCGCCCCGGCCCUUGUGCCCGUGAUUCCGUACAUGCUGCCUACAGGCCAGUGGGGCGGCGCGGCGCCGGCGAACCUGGCGGGCAUGGCGCCCGAGGCGGCGGCGGCGGCGGCGCAGCUGAAUCAUCUGUUGCAAGCCGCCGGCUUCGGCCGCCAGCCCGCGCUCGUGCCGGCCGUGCUGCCGCACGCGCACGCCGGCCACCCCGCGGCUGCGGCGCCCGCGGGAGCGCCGCAACAGUUCCUGGCGUUUCCCCUGCCGCCGCCGCCGCCGCCCGCGGCCGCCGCCAGCGCGGCGUUCCUACAUUCGCAGCCGCAGGCGGCGCUGGCCGCGCCGGUGGGGUCGGCCCACCACCUGCCGCUCCACGCGCCGCACGCCCACGCCGCGCACCCGCACCAGCAGCAACUGGAGUCGGCGCUGCUGGCCGCCGCCGCCGCCGCCGCCAACUACAGCGCCACCGGCCACGCGCCCCACAUGCCGCUGGCGGCCGGCGGCCAGCCCCAGCCGCCGGCCGUGGCGCUGGCGGCGCUGCAGCGCCACCACCUACAGCAGUUCGAGGCGGCGGCCGGGAGCAACACCGGUGGAGGCGGCGCGGGCGCGGGCGCCGGCGCCGCCGGGUACUACCCGCAGCAGCAGCCAGUGCCGCCGCCUCCUCGGCGGUACUCCCAUGACGGCUCCUCCAGUGGUGGUAGCGGCAGCGGCAGCGCCGGAACCAGCCGCCAGCGCAUCGGCUCCAGUACCGCGCUGUCCGCGGUGCCGGCGCUUGCGGCGGCGGCGGCCGCCGCGGCGGCCGCGGCGGAGGCGUCGCACCAGCCGCAGAAUCCUCAAUCGCUCCCUCAGCAGCAGCAACGGCAGCAGCAGCAGCAGCAGCAAGUGGGCAUGGCCGCAGCGGCCACAGCAGGCCGCCUGGGCGGGCGCGGCGCCGCGGCGGCGCCGCCCAACGCCAGUGACCGCCGCGGCAACAGCAACGAGGCGGCGCUGAGCGCGGCGACCGCCGCGCUGCGGCCCGGCGGCGGCCUGGACCCCUACGUCUCGCAGCAGCAGCAGCAGCAGCAGCAGCAGCAGCAGCAGCAGCAGCAGCCCGGCAAGCCCAUGGAUGCCACGGCCAUGAUGCUGCAGGCCGCCGUGGCGGAGCUGCUGACGCUGCAGCAGCGCGGCGCGCUGCCCUCCUCCGGCGCCGCGGCGCGCGGCGGCGGCGGCGGCGGCGGCGGCGGGGGUGGUGGCAGCGGCGGCCAGCGCGAUCGCGAGACGCCUGAUGAGGAGGCGCAGGCGUUCCGGCAGGCGGGCGAGGGCAUCCGGCGGCGCGGCGGCGCCGCCGGCGCGGCGGCUCUCCAUGGCAGAGAGGAGCUGGCUGGGGGCCGCGCGGGGCGGGGGAGAGAGGGCGAGGAUGUCGGGCGCGGGCACGCGGGCGGCGAGGAGGGUGGCGCGGAGUAUGCGGAGGGCGAUGCUGGCGCGGAGGCGGUAGGGGCGGAGGACGGCUCCGUGGCCGGUGAGGUGGAGCCGGGGCGCGCGGCGCACGCGGCGGCUGCGGCGGUGGCGUUGCUUCCUGGCGGCCAGGGGGGCGCGCUGCAUGCGGGUGCUGCGCUGCAGCCCCACGCGCUGCCGCACCAGCACCAGCAGCAGCAGCAGUUGCAGCAGCUGUAUGCGCAGCUCCACGGGACGCCGCUCAGCCACUUGGCCAACCAAGCCCAGGCGCAAGCCCAGGCGCAGGCGCAAGCGCAGGCGCAUGCGCAGGCUCAGCAGCAGCAACACCAGCAGCAGCAGUUCCAGCACUUCUACUCGCAGCUGCAGGCGCUGCCCAUGCCGCCAGGCAUGUACGGGCAGCAGCCCGGCGGCGGCCGCAUGGGCAGCGGCGGCCUGUCCGGCGGGAAGGGCGCCGGGCAGGCGGGAGGCGGCGGCGGCGGGGCCGGCGGCGGCGGCGGCAGCGCCUCCGGCAGCCGGCCGGCAUCGCUAUCGGGCUCCCAAGGGGCCGGCGGCAUGCAGCGGCAGGGCUCAGCGGGUAGCAGUGCCAGCGCGGCGGCGGCCGCCGCGGCGGCGCUGGCCGGCGGCGCGCCGCCGCACAUGGCGGCGGCGAUGAUGGCGGCGGCGGCGCACCCCGCCGCCUCGAUCCAGUACGGCCGCAUGCCGGGCUUCUCGCACGAGCUGAUGAUGGGUGUGUCGCCGCCGUCGCCGCACGUGCCGUCCGGGCUCCCGCCGCCGCCGCCACCCGCCAUCGCGCACAACAUCCAGCACUCGCCGCCGUCGUGGUGGUACGCGCACGGGGCGCGGUACAACGCCGCCGCGCUGUACAUGUACGACAACAAGGGCCCUGGCAGCGUCGGCGGCAGCGCCGGCGCCGGCGGUAGCGCCGGCGGCGUUAUGGCGGGCAGCGUGACCAGCAGCCAGGGCGGCGGCGGCGGCGGUGGCGGUGGCGGCGGGCACGAGGGCGGCAGCAGCGCCGGUGGUUGGAUGCCCAGUCCAAGCGGCUCUCUGCCCAGCCCGGGAUCCCAGUCGUACGGCAAGGCCGCGGGCGGCGGCGCUUCGCUGGGCGCGCACUUGGGUGGCGGCGGCGCCGGCCCCAGGGGCGGCGACGCCGCCGCGGCCGCGGCGAUCGCGGCGCACCUUGCAGCCCACGGCGGGUUGGCAAUGCAGUCGCACGGCCACGGCGGCGGCAGCCGGGACCCGCACUCGGUCAACCUUGAGUACACGCGUGCGCUGGUGGCUGCGAUGACGCAGGGCGUGGCCAUGCCGCACGACGGCGGCGGCGCCGCAGCAGCGGCGGCGGGUGGCGGCGGCGGCGGGCCGCAGGCGUCCAGCGGCUCAGCUGUGAUGUCGGGCCAGGCCAGUGGCGCGCUGAUGCUGGACGACGGACUGUUGUUUGACGUUGACGGCGGCGCCACCGGCUCCUUCAACUCCUCCACAUCGCACCCGCGCCUGUCGUACAGCGGCGGCGUGACCGGCGGCGCCAACAGCGCCGCCGGCAGCGGCCCCGGCGGCAUGGCGGCGGCGCGCGCCGCCGUGCUUGCCGGCGGCGGCGGCGGCGGUGGCACCGACUCGUUGGGAUGGUUCUCGCCGCCUGUGACGGCGGCGGGUGAGGCUGCGCACGGGCAAGACGGCGGCGCCGAUGGCGCUGCGGCUCGGGGCGCGCGGGGCGGGUUGUUUCAGGUGGGCACGGCUGCCGGCGGCAGUGUGCAACUGGCUUCUUUGCUGCCUGGCGGCGCCAGCGCGGCCGAGGUGGCGGCGGGAGCUGCGCGGAAGCCGCAGCCGGCGAUUGCGCUGGCGGAGGGUGGCAUUGCGGCAGCUGUCGCGUCCUUGGCGGCCAAGGCUGCUGACGCAGGCGUGUCGGCCGGGGCGCCGGCGGCGCCUGCCGGCGCCGCUGGCGCAGCCACGGAGGCCGCUCCUGCCGCUGCUGCGACUGCGGGCUCUGCACCGCUGUCCUUGGUUGGCAGCGUUGGCAGCAUCAGCAGCGCCGGCGCUGCGCCGGAGGUUCUGCAGCACCUGACGCCGGCGGCGGUGACGCCCACCUCCCUCUCCUCCUCGGGCUCGACGCCGCUGUCGCACAGCCCACCGGCGCCCGCCAUGACCCACAUGGCGCCGCCGGCGCUGUCUGCGUCCGCGGUGCCGGCCAAGCCGGCGGCGGCCGCCUCCGGCGCCGCCAGCAGCGCCGCCAGCGGCGCGACGUCGGCGGAGCACACGGCCGUGUCGACGUCGCCCGUGGCGCCUGUGGUCCUGCCGCCGCAACUGGCCCUAGCCAAGGCCGGCGCCAUCUCCGCCUCUGUGCCCAGCGCGGCGGCGGCUGCGGCGGUGGCGGCGGCACCAACGAGUUCCAGCGUGCCUUCCGCCGCGUCGGCGGCGGGCGGCCCGCUGCCGUUUGGCUCGCCACAGCCGCAGCCGGCGCCGUCGCAGGCAGCCCCGGCGGCCCCGGCGCAGGCGCCUCAGCCCGGCGUUGCCCUCCCGCGGCAGCCCAACCAGCGAUACGACCCCAUCGGCGCCCAGCGGACCUCCUCGGGCGGAGCGGGCGCGCUUGCAGCCGCGCCACAGGCGGCGGUGGCGGUGCAGGGCGGGACGGACUCCACGGCCCCAGUGGCGAUGCUGCCACGGGCGGUGGCCGCAGCGGCGGCGGCGCCGCUGGCGACGAGCUCGCCGUCGGCGGCGCAGGCGCUACUCGCGGCGGCGAUGGGCGCCCAGCCCCGUGACGCUGGCGCUGCGCUGGCGGUGGCGGCGGCGGCUGCGGGGCCCGCCGGGUCGGCGGGGCCCAGCGCUACCGGCUCGCCGUUGGCAGUGCACCACCCGGCGGCGGCGGCCCUGGCUGCUGGCUACGUCCGCACGCACCCCGGCCCGCAGGCUGCAGCUGCGGCGCCGCCCGGCCCUGACAGCCCGCCCACGCCGUCCGCCGCCGCGCCGGCCGCCGAGCUGGCGGCGGCUGGGGUCAGGAAGCUGCCGGCUGGCCUCAGCGUGGCCGAGCCGUCUGCCUCUACUGCGCCGGCUCCUGGAGGAGGAGGGGCAGCAGCGCCGGCACCGGUGGGUGCUGCCGUCGCCGCGUCCGGAAAGGUGGGCAGGCCGGAGGGCCCAGACGCGCCGGUCACGGUCCGGCCGUACCGGGACGUGGCGCUCGCAGCAGCGGCGGCAGCGGCGGCGGCAGCGGCAGCGGCGGCAGCAGCAGCUCCGGCCGCGGUCACAGUAUCGGUGCCGGUGCCGGCAUCGGAGCCCGCAGCAGCGGCGGUGGCGGCGGCGCAGCGCCCGAGCGCAGCUGAGCCCAGCGCCGUGCCGGCGCCGGCCGGCGCGUCGCCGGAGUCGCCGGAGUCCGCGGCGGCGGCGGCGGCGGCGGCGGCGGCGGCAUCAGAGCCCAAGUCCAAACCUGAGCCGUACCGCCCCCCACACCACCCGCUGCAUCAGCCCCAGCAGCUCGCGCACCACACGCACGUGCCCUCCGGCUCGACCCAAAAGGCACCGGCCGCGCCGCCGUCGCCGCCGCCGGCGUCGGCGUCCGUGGCUCAUGGCGCAGCGGCGGCGCACCCUGCGUUGCCUGUCACGCAGGGCAGCGUGCCACACUCACACGCCUCCUCGCAGCCUGGAACGCCCAACCGCGGCGGCGGUGGCGGCGGCGGCCAGCAGCGCAGCGGCGCUGACGGCGGCGGUGGCGGCGGCGGCUCGCGCGGCGGAAAGACGUCACAGCAGCAGCAGGCUGGCGCAGACGGUCAUGAAGGCCAUGCGGGCAAGGGCGGCGGCGACGGCAACCGGCGGUCCGGCUCGCGCGAUGCCGGCGCCGGCACGGGCGCGUCGCCGGCCGCCGGUGCCAAGGGCGACGCCGCGACAGCCUCCGGCGCGUCCACGCCCGCUCCGAACAGCAAGAGCGGCGCCGUGAGCGGCUUUGCUGCGGUUGCGGCGCAGCAGCCCCCGCAGACGCCGGGCUCGGCGGGGCCUCAGCAGGGCCGCGUCGUCAGCGGCACAGGGACGCUGUCACAGGGCCUCGGCGCCAGCGGCCCUGCCACGCCGGCCUCGGCCGCCAGCGCCGCUGCCGCAGCGGCGGCUGCGGCGGCGGCGGCCGCGGUGGCGGCGGGAGCGGUCUCGCCGGCAGCGCAGACGCUGCUGCGCGUGCCCUCCGCCAACAGCUACCUGGCAGCUGCCAUCAAUAGCAUCAGCCCCUCCGGCGCCGCCACCGCCGGCACAACAUCGCCGUCAGGCGCCGCCGGCGGCGCCACGCCCGGCGCCGGUGCGGGCGCCGCCGGCGGCGCUGGCGGCGCCUCGCAGGCGGCGGCGGCCGCCGCCGCGCUCGCCAGCACCGCCGUCGCGCAGCACGCGGCUGCCCAGCAGCACCACCAGCGCCAGCAGCAGCAGCAGGGCCGGCCGGGCUCAGCCACGCCGGCCAGCGCGGCGUCGGGCGGGCGGCACCGCGGCUCGCUUGACCACGGCCACCACGGCCCCGGCGGCUCGCACCAGGCCAAAGGCCACGGUGCCGGCGGCGGCGGCGGCUCGCGCCCGGGCUCCAGCCAGGGUUACGUCACUGGCGACGCCACGCCUGCCUCCGGCAGUGAGCGGCCCCGGCCGCACCACCACCACGGCCACCACCACCACAGCCACGGCCACGCCUCAGGGCAGCAGCCGUACGGGCCCGGCGGCCGGCAGGGCGGCGGCGGCGGCGGCGGCCAGGGCCGCGAGGAUCGCGAGGGCGGUGGCGGCGGCGGGCGGCAAGAAGGGCACCGAGGUCAGCAGCACCAGCACCAGCAGGGCGGCGGCGGGCGCAGCCGGAGCCAGCAGCAGGGGCAGCAAGGCCAGCAGCAGGGGCAGCAAGGCCAGCAGCAGGGGCAGCAGCAGCAGGCUUCGGCCGAGAAGCCUGCUGCUGACGGCGGCGACAAGGACAAGUCGGCGGCGCAGGAUUCCUCAGAGCAGGAGUGGCAGAGCGUGUCCAGCCGCCGCGGCGGCUCCAGCUCGAAGGGCAGCCACCAACACAGCCACGGCCACGGCCACGGUGGUCACAGCCACGGCCACCACGGCCACAGCCACGGCCACUACUCGACGUCGCACCAUCAGCACGGGCACCACCCGGCAGACCAGGAGGGGCGCUGGCAGCACAAGGCAAUGCCGCCGGCGCCGGAAGGCGGCCGGGCGGGCGGAGGCGGCGGAGGCGGUGGCGGCGGCGGCCGGGGCGGUGGCCAGGCCGGCGGCGAGCCUCGGUCUGGCGCGCGGCAGGGCCGCGGCGGCGGCGGCGGCGGCGGAGCUGGCGGCGGAGCUGGCGCAUCCGGGGCCGGCGGCGCUGGCGGCGCCCCGGCCGCUGGCGGCGGUGCCGGUGGGGGUCAGGCUGGUGGCAACAGCCGGCGCGCUGCCGCGCUCACGGAUCAGCAGCUGCGGCAGCAACAGACCCGGGCGGUGCUGAUGGACGGCACGGGGGACGAGUAUGAGCCGGCCGGCGGGGCCGAGGCGGGCGCCGGUGCUGGUCGUGGCGGUCGCGGCGGCGACGGCCGUGAGAGCACGGGCAGCGGCAGCCGGGGUGGCAAGGGGCAGCGGAAGGGCGGGUGAGCGGGGUGCCCCGAGCAAGGCCGCUCCGGAGCCCGCCAGAGCCGUGCCUGAGCCCUGGCACAAGCGUUCAGCGAUGGCUUGACCGCGUUGCUGGCGUGUGUGCGGUGUGUGGUGUCGGAACCUGGCAUGCGCUGUGGACGGGCUCGGCUCCCCGCGACACGCCACGCUCAUGACGAACCUUGACAGCUGAUCGCGUUUGUCCUUGCUGCCGCAACAUAAAAAUGUCAAUGAUGUUUGGGUUCUUGUGCACUGGAUUACAGGCAGGCCGCUGCCAUAGCAGUAAGCGCCAGGGUUGAGAGCUUCUCGCUUGGAAGUGUGUAUCGCGAUGUAAGCGCGUGGCAAAGAGCCCAGCAGGACGGACGUGCGAACGUUUAUCAUUGUUGACAGAAGAUCAUGGAAAGCAGGGGCGUCGUGCCACAAACCUACAAUGCUAUGCAAGAUAAUUGGUCUGCAUGUCGCAGUAUGGAUAAGAUUGUUUGCACAGACACGUUGGACGAGGAUAGUGAUGCCAGGGGUGCGUAUGCCCUCUGACAUGUAAGGAUGUAGCCUGCGAGUGCUGGCUACAGGCCAGUGCAGUUGGGAGCACAGCAAUACGAGCACAGUGUGGUAUGGUAUGUGGGACACAAAAAGACAACAAAAAAGAGAACUGGGGAGUGCAACGUGUGCGCGAGCGUGUAUUGGCAGCCGUGUUUGUGGCUGUGUUUUUGCCCGGAAUUGCUCUGCCGUGACAGGAGUGAGUGACGCUGGGGCACUUGGGGGCUGGCGGGUUUGGGUAAAAACGAGCACGGGAGCUAUUAAAACGGCACACUGCUGCAUGGACGCUGUAUCAAGCAUUACUGCAGAGCAAAGGAGUGUGAAUGUGAGGAUGUCUGUUGCCGGCAACGAGCGGGCGUACUGCCCUCCGGUGUCAGGCCAAUGCAUGGCAUGAAGACCGGAUCACCGGAUGUAAUACUGUGUAAUA
Molecule: messenger RNA, 11279 nt
Organism: Chlamydomonas reinhardtii
Lineage: Eukaryota; Viridiplantae; Chlorophyta; Chlorophyceae; Chlamydomonadales; Chlamydomonadaceae
Exons: 11
Coding region: 158-10318 (3386 amino acids)
Source: RefSeq, a predicted model, not a curated record